AUGUCGACUGGUAUCGCGGAGACCAACCCUAACGCCUGUCAGGGUGGGAUGAAUGCUCCACGAGCAGAGUCCGAAGAUACUCUGCACCACGACAAUGAAGCUAAAGAAGAAACCGACGGCCUAAGCAGCCAUCACCCGACGGAAGGAGAUCAUGAAAAGGGCAGAAACCAGCCUCCGAAGCCAGUGGGAUUCUGGGACAAACGGCUCAAUCAUGUGCGAAAGGAGAUUUUCCUGAAAUGGAGCUUGACCACUCUCAUAUUGUGCACGUUAAUCCUGACAGUAUUAUCUCUAUACUGGGGCGUUCUCUUCCACGUCGACCAAAACCUUUCCUCAUUGGCCAUUUACGUGGCCGACUUUGAUGGCCAGAUACCGCCGUAUAACAAUGGCGAGACUCCCAUAGUCGGACCUGCCAUUGUGCAGCUCAUGCAAAGAACUUUGCAAGAAUCGCCAGUGCAUCUAGGCUAUGUCAGCCUCCCGCCGUCUCACUUUUCCUACGAUCCGAUGAACGUGCGGCGGGAAGUAUACAAUUUCAAUGCAUGGGCAGCUGUUAUCGUCAAUCCAAACGCCACGGCAAUGCUUCGAUCAGCCGUUCAAAACGGCAACUCGUCAUAUGACCCACUUGGAGCAUGCCAGGUUAUCUUCACAGACUCUCGAGAUGAUACUGUUUGGUAUGAUUUCGUGUACCCUCUUCUCAGCGAGUUCAUGACCGAAGCCACCUCUAUGGUCGGCGGAAUGUGGACUCAACAAGUCCUCCAAAACGCGUCCAAUCCCACCGCUUUGGCCAACAUCCAGAAAGUUCCACAGGCACUUAGUCCUGCCAUUGGGUUCUCCAUGUUCAAUCUCCGUCCUUUUGUGCCUUUUGUUGCCAUUCCUGCCGUCACGAUUGGAUUGAUUUAUCUAAUCAUCCUCUCCUUCUUCUCCUUCUCCUUCUACCUCCCCAUACACAAGCAUUUCCUGCAACCAGAGGGCCACCCGCCGCUGAAGCUCUACCAGAUGAUUAUCUGGCGCUACGUCGCCACCAUGGCAGCGUACUUUUGCAUGUCUCUUGCGUAUUCCCUGAUCUCUCUCGCCUUCCAAAUCCCCUUCUCGAACAAGAGCGGGCCCGAGACCGAAAUGGCCAUGCACGCAAAUGCUUACGGUAAAGGCACUUUUGUAGUCUACUGGAUGCUCAAUUUCGUCGGCAUGGCUGCGCUGGGUCUUGCGUGCGAGAACGUCGCCAUGCUCAUUGGCCAGCCGUGGACUGCCUUCUGGCUCAUCUUCUGGGUCAUCAGUAAUGUCUCUACCGCUUUUUAUAAUAUCAGUAUCGCCCCGAGAUUUUAUUACUGGGGCUUUGCAUGGCCUCUACAUAACAUCGUCGAAGCAAGCCGCCAGAUCAUCUUCGAUUUACAUUCCCGGAUCGGCCUCAACUUCGGCGUCCUUUUCACUUGGGUUGCCCUCAACACGGCCUUUUUCCCGCUCUGCUGUAUCUUUAUGGGCUGGAAACACAGAAAAGGCAUACAUGAAUAUUAUGCUUGA
Molecule: messenger RNA, 1515 nt
Organism: Xylona heveae TC161
Lineage: Eukaryota; Fungi; Ascomycota; Xylonomycetes; Xylonales; Xylonaceae
Exons: 5
Coding region: 1-1515 (504 amino acids)
Cellular component (GO): membrane
Source: RefSeq, a predicted model, not a curated record